AUGUCAUCAUCUGGGUCUUGUCAACAAUCUACUUCCAUGGAUGUUUCACAAACUUUUCGAGGAAGAAAUGAUAUAGCAUGGGCACAUGUUAAUGAGGGCGUGGAUGAAAAUGGGAAGAAAAUAUUAACAUGUCUUUACUGUGGUAAGAUACUCAGAGGUGGAGGAAUCUAUCGAGUUAAAUUGCAUCUAACGGGUAUAAAGAGAGAAGUUGGAAAGUGCCCUAAAGUUCCUUUUGAUGUUAAAUUCAAGAUUAGAGAAGCACUAAAUGAAAUUGGGGCCAAGAAUAAACAAAAAGUUGAACUUCGUAAGAAUGUCAAUCCUUAUGGAGCUAGUGUACAACAAUUUGAGGGUGAUAUGUUAGAUAAAGAUCAAGAGUGUGAAGAGGUUUCUCCAUGUCCAGCUCCAGCUCCAACUUCAAUUGCAAGCAGUAAAAGAAAAAAAUCUAUUGGGAUAGGUGACUAUUUUGCUCCGAGGACUAAGGCUGGGUGUCAGCCCUCAAUUAGGAGUGUUUUAGCCGGAAAAGAAGCUAAGUGGAGAGCAGACAUGACUGUUGCAAGGUUAUUUUAUGAUUCUUGCAUCCCAACUAAUGUUAUUAAUUCAAUUUAUUUUCAACCUAUGGUGGAUGCUAUAGCUGCAAUUAGUCCUGGGUAUAAAAUCCUAACUUACCAUAAUUUGCAUGUGAAUUUAUCGAGAGAUGCUAAGAAAGAAGUGCAAUUACUUGUUGAUAGUUACAAGAAAACUUGGGAGGAUGUUGGAUGUACUUUAAUGGCUGAUGGUUGGACAGAUAAUUCACAUAGGUCACUGAUUAAUUUUUUAGUGUACUGUCCUAAAGGACCGUGUUUUGUGAAAUUAAUGGAUGCUUCAGAUGUUGUAAAGGAUGCUGCAACAUUGUUUGACUUGUUUGAGGAAAUAGCUUUAUGGGUUGGACCAAACAAUAUUGUCCAUCUUGUCACUGACAAUGGAGCAAACUAUAAAGCUACUGGAAGAAUGUUGUCUGAAAAAUAUAGCAGUAUUACAUGGUCUCCUUGUGCAGCACAUUGCAUUAAUUUGAUGUUGAAAGAGAUGGCUGAGAUGAGUCACAUAGUCAACCUUUCGACACGUGCAUCUGAGGUUACAAAGUUUGUGUAUAAUCAUUCCUUUGUGAUGGCUUUACUGAGGAAAAAACAAGUUAUAUACCUUUACUUCAUAUGUUUAUAA
Pistacia vera is the source of this 1197-nucleotide messenger RNA. RefSeq lists its product as uncharacterized. The transcript has a single exon. Lineage: Eukaryota; Viridiplantae; Streptophyta; Magnoliopsida; Sapindales; Anacardiaceae. Gene Ontology annotation, molecular function: DNA binding. Bases 1 to 1197 code for a protein of 398 amino acids. The record is from RefSeq and is a predicted model, not a curated record.